Cuscuta epithymum is the source of this 2377-nucleotide messenger RNA. The record is from the annotation of a GenBank genome assembly. NCBI's taxonomy places the organism in Eukaryota, Viridiplantae, Streptophyta, Magnoliopsida, Solanales, Convolvulaceae.
UGAUCAUAUAAUUUUGAAUGAAAAAAAUGUGAUUAUUUAGUCAAUUCAUUAUUGGCGUUGUGUAACUUUAAUGCCACCCACCCCUGGGAAUUAGCUAGGAUUAAGGCGAUUGAUGAAAAACAAACAACCAUUCUCAUUAGUAUUAAUUGUCUUCUGCUGACUCUGCACCUCCUUUAGCCAUCAUCCAUAUGCACAGUUUUGCAUACCACCAAUUGCAGAGAAACUUCAAUCUUUGUUAAUCAUUUGAACUCUGAGAGAUGGAAGAAGCAAUUCCCUACACACGUAGUGAUCAUGUAGAGGAAGAAGACAGCAUAGACAUGGAAGUACUACCCUCAGAUUCCGCCAUUUUCAGCUCUUCCUCUCACCCCGCCAGCAUAGACUUUGAGUUCCAGAUGCUCUCAAUAACCUCUUCUGAAAGGUACACCCCCUCAACUUCUCCAGCAGAUGAACUCUUCUGCAAAGGAAAACUCCUCCCCCUUCACCUCCCGCCCCGUCUACAAAUGCUCCGCAAACUUCUCGAAAACACGAACACCUUUUCUCCUUUCAAUUCUUGCCAUGUUAGCACGGAACCAAUUCGUCCCGACACAGAAGAAGGCAUCAACGAGGAGGCUUCAAAAGGGGGGUCAUUUAGUUCAAAGGUGAAAGCUUCCCGUGCUUAUUUUAAGUCACUGUUUAGCAAAAGUUCAUCUGCUCUAACCGGGAAGAGUUUAGAGAAAGGAGAUAAUGGUUCAGGAUAUGAAGAAAGUGGUCGCAGAAGAAGGUCUUUUUCAGGUGCUUCUAAAAGGUUAUUGUCGCCAACAAAAGUUUCUUCUCAAAGAUUUUCGAUAACCUCAGAUUAUUCAAACGGAUACCCAGAGAAGCCGCUCUUCAGGAGAAGCAGCAGUGGCAGAUAUUCCUGGGAUAGAGAAGAUUCAAUCCAGGAAGCAAUAGAUUAUUGUAAAAGAUCUCAGCAUUGAAGAACAGAUAUAUGACUGCACUGUAGAUAUGCCAGCUAUGCUCCAUAUCAGAAGUUAUUGCUCUUAUAUAUGAAGAAUAAUAAAGACCUGCCAGAACUCUACAAAGUGGGGUGGGGUAUAAAGUAUACUAAUUCUGUUUCUUUUAUGGAGGAGAGAAACGACUCAAGGAAUUGAAACUUCUUAGAUAAAUGGUACUACACAGUUUAAAUUAGAUUAAUACAAUACAAUUAUAGAUAUGAUAUACGGAGUAUAACUCAAUAUACUAGUACAUCAUAAAUUUCACCGUAAAGUAAUAAUCUCAUUAUUACACAUCAAAUUUGAAGCCUAUAUUUACAAUUUGAGAAUAUAAUCAAUAUUACACAUCAAUAUUGAGUUAAGUUUCGACCUUGUGACCUUCUCAUUCAGGGUGUCAUAGUGAUGUCAUCGAACCACAAGUUGUUUGGCAUUACAUAAAAAGGUGUAUUAAUAUGAAAAAAUAUAUUAUAGAUGCAGUUUAUGAAUAUAAAAAGAAGUAUUAUAGAAAAAAAUGUCAUAUGAAUAUUAAAUGCAACGAUACUUAUUUUUUAGAUUAGAUAAAGAAUAAAAAAGUAGAUUCAAUUGUGAUUUAGCUAGGUUGAAGAUAAAGAAAAAUACAAUUACAGUUACUUUUUUAGUAUUUUGAUAUAGAGCGAGAAAAAGAGGGAAGAACGGAAAAAUAUAGAAAGAAAUGAGAAUAUUAUAAGAAAGGGAAAGAAAAGAUGAACAAUUCGACACUGGAGGGAAGAAAACUAGAGAUUGUAAUAUUUGAACAUAAAACCACACCAUUUUAAAAGUGUGAGAAUAUGGUACCAUAUGUCUAUUGAGGGUAUAAUUUGCGCAUGCAUACCAGAUGCAAAAUCAGUGUCCAAGAAUUUGUUUUCAAAUAAUUAAGUGGCCAACCGCCAACCAAAUAUUAACUGCAAAGAUAAGAUGGCAGUUUCCACUACUCGAUCUCAACUUGCCAGUGGAUUAAGGUGCAUCCAAAAAUCCAAUUCAAUUUAAUUAGCUACCUCCCAUAGUCCCAUGCAUGCAGGUGGAGACAGGGGAGGGCGGGAGGCUCGAAGGAGCUCGGCCUUCCAAGAAAAAAUUUGUAAUUAAUUAAAUACAUAUGUAUAAGCAUUUACAGAUUGCUUUAUUUGCAAAGCUUCCUAGCGUAUGAUAGUAUAUGUUCUAUGUCCAGACCAGCAUCAUAUUGUCAGAUCACAAUAUACUUGACUGGCAUAUUUAAAAAGUUAUAGUGAAAUUGUAUGUUUUAGCUCACACAACAUAGGCACAUACCUCCAAUAAUUACUAAUGAAGUAUUGUACGGAGUAAUGAAUUGUACGAAGUGAUACUCUCUACGUCUAUCAUUGGGAACAAAUUAAACAAACAAUGAAAGCAUUCCGGCCGGCCACGUAUUUCUU